AUGGGCCUGGGGGACCUGGGCCAGUCCAGACAGCGCAGCACCCGGAGACUCCUUGGAGUCCCGGGUAGAGCUGGCCUUUGGUCUCCAGGCUCUCCUUCGACGGGUGAUGAUACCUUCGGGGGCGACACGGGCAACCACGUGCAGGAGCCGAGCGCCCGGGCCAGCUGGCGGCUGGAGGACCUGGGCCGGCGGCUGGUGCGCGUCUUCCAGCGGGCGGUGGCGCGCGGGAGUUCUCGGCGCGCGCGGGAGGCGGCGGCGGCGGCGGCGGCGGCGCGGGAAGAGCGGAUCCGGGCGCGGGAAGAGCGGAGCGGGGCGCGCGUGCAGUGCGCUCUGGCCAAGCUGCGCGCGGAGCUGCUGGAUAUGCGUUUCCAGAGCCAUCAGCUGACCAGAACGUUACUGGAGUUAAACUUGAAAAUGUUGCAGUUGCAAGAGGAACAUGAACUGGAGACUCCUGAGAAUCUGGAGCAUGGAGACUUGGAAUCUGAAUCUUAA
This is a messenger RNA of Dipodomys ordii (Ord's kangaroo rat), 492 nucleotides long. It is a transcript of the gene Aard, whose product is annotated as alanine and arginine rich domain containing protein. The transcript is spliced from 2 exons. The record is from RefSeq and is a predicted model, not a curated record. Lineage: Eukaryota; Metazoa; Chordata; Mammalia; Rodentia; Heteromyidae. Bases 1 to 492 code for a protein of 163 amino acids.